CUGAAGAAAUUCGCCGCUCUGCGACUGAACUGAGACGAUAGAGAGCUUAGAAAAAGUACCCUGAGGUACAAUGAUUGUUGCAGUUGGACUUAAAGCUUUAAAUAAGUCUUUCGGAAGGAAUUAGUUAUAUUGUCAGGCUUUAGUGUGUUUGACGUUCUUCAUAUGUAAAUUGUGCAGCUUUAUGAAUAAUGAUAAGUUUCAUAGCCUGCUAACCUGACUCUCUAGCCUCGAAACAAACACAGACAGACACGGAAUUUGUUGCGGUUUUCGCUCUCACGAUAAAACUUAAAGGACGGAGUGUCAAGAAUAUAAUUAAAGAGCGGAAACGGCGCAAAUAGCGCCAUUUGUCUAUAGAAACGAAGUAAAUCAUCGGCGUCGGCUUGUUGGGUUUAGCCACUUUGCUAAUGAAAUGCUGCUCUCUGUCAGUUAGCAACUGAAUCCGGAUUGGCAAGCUAUAAUUGAGUCUCCUGUCAAGGUUGCUGAAAAUUAAACAAACUAUUUUAGGCUGGAACUGCAUCCUGUCUGAAAUCUUGACUGACUGCAGCAUCUCUUGUAGUUUGGUGUAGGGCAGGUAGCCAGCAGCUAGCUGAGGUAUCCAGGCUGGGAGAGAGAAGGUGCUGUGACACCGUUUCAAAUAUCAGGUGAAUUAAUGCUGUAGUACUUCAAAAGGUGCCCAGAGGGUCUGAUAUUGGAGCUUCACUUCAGUUUCACCACUCACCUAAGUCAAGAAAUGGACGAAAAUGGUGAGAGCAUGGUGGACAUAGUGAAGGACUCUUCAGUAAACUCUGCCUAUAGAUAUACUAAGGAUGAGCUUUUGGAAAUCAAAGAAUUGCCCAUUUCCAAUGAGAGGCCAGAGUGUCUUUCAGAGAAAUAUGAUAGUGAUGGAGUCUGGGACCCUGAAAAAUGGCAUGCCUCACUAUAUCCCUCUUCUGAAAACAACUGUCCAGCGGAAGGAUACAAGAAAGAUUAUACAGAGGACAGAGUUCCACUAAAACGCAGAAUUGCAGAUCCUCGGGAACGUGUAAAAGAUGAUGAUCUGGAGGUGGUUCUUAGUCCGCAGCGUCGAAGCUUUGGUGGUGGUUGUCAAGUGGCACCCGCCGCCCUCCCUCGCCGUCCCAUCAGCCCUCUGGAGAACAAAGAAAAUGAAUCACUCCGUCUGGGGGGCUCACGCCGCAUAGGGAGCGGCCGUAUUAUGCCAUCACGUGUAUUUGAAAGGGACCCACGACUCGACAAGGAAAGGGAGCGUGACUUUAAGGACAAGAGAUUUAGGAGAGACUUCGGGGACAAAAGAGUGUUCAGUGAGAGGAGAAGAAAUGACUCAUAUGCAGAAGAGGAGCCAGAGUGGUUCUCUGGUGGACCCACUAGUCAGUCAGAAACAAUUGAGCUCAUUGGCUUUGAUGACAAGAUCUUGGAGGAUGACAAACGAAGGACCAAACGCUCCAGAAAGAAGCCAGAUUUGGUUAAAGGCGUUGAAUGUAAUGGAGGGCUGUCUGAGGAUACUGGAAUAGUUCAAGAGUCAGGAGCUGAUCAAGAGGUUCCACAUGCCGAAGUUCUUACUGAGCAAACCUCUGGAGAUUUUGACUUCAAUGAGUUCUUCAAUCUAGAGAAGACCAUGCCUGGCCUGGCUUCGUGCGAACAUUCUCCAAAAUGCCAAUUUUCACCCCAUUGUGCUAAGCCGUCUACAGACACUCCUCACAUGAUUGAGAAUGUUCUCGGUGAGGGUCCAGUCUCGGCCAGCCGUUUCAGCCGCUGGUUUUCUAGUAACUUGAGUCCCUCCGGCAGCCGCUCCAGCAGUCUACGCUCCACCCCUCAUGAGGAGCUGGAGAGACUAGCAGGUCUCGAUCCUCAAACUGGAUCUCUGAAUCAGGGCCCCUCCCUAUAUUUCACCCCCAUCCCUUCAGUGGAACGUAAAGAGAAGGUUGACAUAAUGGAGCUGCUUCAUAAAGCAAAUAUCGACCUGAAACCUCUACUGUCCAGCCUGAAUGUCAAUAAGGCUCGCCUAAAGGAGAGCACAAACUCAGGGGUGGUGUUGUCUCUGGAGGAAGUAGAGGGAGGUCUGAAAGCUUUGAAGGUGCAGCCUGAACCGACUCCGUCACUACCUCAAAGGCAGCUGAGUGGAGGGGGAGGAACUCCCUUUAUGGCAGAACACCUGGAGGAGGCUCUCACUGGUGGAACCGGGUGUGCGCCAAGAUCACAAGACCCUGACAUGUCUGCAUUUAACAAGUUAGUGAGCAGCAUGAAGGCAAGUGGAACCCUGCCCACCCACCCCAAAGCCAGUGGGAGCAAUUUACAGCAACAGUCAGUGGAUCCUGCUCUUGUGCCCUUACCUGAGGCUCAAGUACCUGCCACUCAACAGAAAAACUUCUUUCAGGAGUUGAUGGUUGCCUCUCAUGGCCCUGUUCCUGGCCUCAUACACCACCGCACCUCACCCCCACUCUUCCCACAGAGACCUCCUAUGCAGGAUUUUUACCAAGGCAUACCAUCUGCAACAGGGUUCCCUUCUGGAUCACAAAUGGCAUUGGAUCAAAUGCAAAACUUGCAUAGAGUCAGGGCCACUUCACAGCAGAUGAGAGCUUUGCACAUGGGUGUGGACCACACCAAUCUGGAAGCUUCAUUCCAGCACGAUCUGGCAGCACUUAACCGGCAACGGUACCAACAAUGCUACAACGAACAGGCUCAUGAUAAGGCCUAUCGCAACAGACAACCUCAGAUGAACCGUUCUCCUGGGCCUCACCAGCCUGGAUGGAGCUCACCUGGCAAUGCAGUUACUAGUGUGCUGUCUCCAUCCUUCACUCCGACCUCUGUGAUCAAGAAGAUGUACGAGUCAAAAGAGAAAAUUCGAGAUGAUCCUGGGAGCAGCCCAGGGAGCAAAGAAGAGACUGUGAACUCUCAUAACUCACAGGAGGAUGGGCCUGCAUCACCCAGUUCCUUUCUGGAAGAUGUGGACACCAGUGGUCCUCAGAUUCGUGGAGUAAAGGUGUGCUCCACCCCAGUCCCUCCACACAGUCGUCAUAGUAAAGAUCCAGACCGUCCCAGACCUCCUUCCACAACCGGCAACCACACUCCCAUGCUUUCCCCAGGACCCUCUUCUCCCUUCCCUAGACCCCAGCUGUAUCCAGUCCCUCUGCUUCCCCACGUCCCCUUGGUCAGACCUCCUCCACAGCUUCACCCUGGUGUGAUGCAGAGGAUGCUGGCUCAGGGCAUCCAGCCUCAGCAGCUUGGACCCACAUUGUUACAGACAGGCAUGUUCCCUCAGGCUGUAGACCUGUCUCAGCUGCAGGGUCUUCCUCCAGCACUCUUAGGGCAGCCUUUGUAUCCGCUUGGUCCUAUCGGGCAUCCACUCAUGGCCCCUAGGGCUGCAGGACCACACAUGCAGUUAGCAGUCAUGCAGCAACAGCUUCAACAACAGCAGAGACCCAAUCUGCAUGUAGGUCCAUCAGGUAGUCCCCAGUCACAGAGUCAUGGUCCACAUCGGACAAACCAUUCUCAGCGAAGAGGGUGUAGCCCUCCUCUUGGCCUGGCCAAGUGGUUUGGCUCUGAUGUGCUGCAACAGCCCCUCCCUUCCAUGCCUUCUAAAGUAAUCAGUGUUGACGAGCUUGAGUUCCGCCAGUGAUGACUUCCUGUGACCGUUUAGUGGGAGUAAAGCAAGACAUCCCUUCCGUUCCCCACUGUCCUCCUGUAGUUGAAGAGAUGUGAACUUUGAUUUCUACCAUUUUAUGUACAGAUGUCAGAGCCCUGUCUAAUUUUGUGCUUUGUCUGAAACCUUGCAGUUACUUAUUUUUUUUUGAGAAGGCCUAGAAGUUAAGGAAAAAGGGAAAGGAUUAGUUUUUUCCUGAUGCUUUUGUCACAAAGUAAUGUAGUUUCUCAGUUUUUCUUUUGUAUUAUGUUAUUGACUUCAGUUUUUGCAGUAAAGAAAGUAAAUAAUGUAUAGGCCUGAAUUGUAUAGACUAUGGGAAUGGAUUUUUUCCCCACUAUGUACAUAGAAUUGUUUUUUGUUUUUUUUCUUUAUCUGGCUAUAUGUGGGGAAGGUUGUCCUGCUUUCAGGCAAAGAAUAGAGGCACUUUUGUUUUUUUUUUUGUUUUUUUUGUCGAGUCACAAUGUCUGCACAAUGUUCCGUGUUGGAUCUGGUUGGGAAAGGACAGCAUUGCUGAUUUGUUGGAAUGGAGAUGUUCGCAUGUGUAGCGAUUAAAUGCAUCCCAGUUUCAGAGAUACAUGCCCCUAACUUUUGCUGGAGCAUUGAAGCCGGAAUGUUCUGCAAGAACAGGGCAAGGGGACACUUUGCACCGUAUGCAGAGAAUGCUAGUUGUGCCUUUUCUUUUCUUUUUUUAAAAGAAGAAACCCUCCCCACCAUCCUCCCCCUUGCCAGUCUUCUUGUCACUAAAUGAGAAGCACUGCUCUGAAUCACAUUUGUUUUAGGGUGGCAGGGGUCGGCAAUUAUGUAAUGUGCUAUUAAUUUAAGAAGCACAAAUAGAGUUAAUAAAUAUAAAAAGUCAUUCACAUAAAA
Messenger RNA from Myxocyprinus asiaticus (Chinese sucker), 4504 nucleotides. RefSeq names its product eukaryotic translation initiation factor 4E transporter-like. Lineage: Eukaryota; Metazoa; Chordata; Actinopteri; Cypriniformes; Catostomidae. Gene Ontology annotation, molecular function: mRNA binding. Gene Ontology annotation, biological process: negative regulation of translation. Bases 731 to 3613 code for a protein of 960 amino acids. The record is from RefSeq and is a predicted model, not a curated record. The transcript is spliced from 20 exons. Gene Ontology annotation, cellular component: cytoplasm; nucleus.